CCUAAUAAUACAACUUAUAUCAAAAAUUGGACCCUUUUAUUUUUUGUACAAAUUGAUACCACUAAUUCAAAAAGAUUCCUAAAAUACCCCUAAAAUUAAAUUUCACUCAUUCUCUCUGACUUUCCCUCUCUCUCACUUUCCCUCUCUCGCUCUCUCUCUCUGACUUUCCCUCUUCACAAACCAGAAACGUCGACCUCGACCCAUCUCCACCACGAACCAGGAACCCGUAAACCCCAAACCCCCAAACCAGCAAACCCAUCUCCGUCGACCAUCUCCACCACGAACCCAACAAACGAGGCGAACCCAACCCACGAGCAGGACCCGUCUCUCUUUCUCUGCCUAUUGCUCUCGACAUUGGAACCCAACCCACCCACACCCACGGCCGACAUUGGAACCCAACCAAUUUUCAGAGGUCGUAGCCACGAAAACCAGAACAGAGGUCGUCCCCAAAACCACGAACAGUCAAAGAUGGCUCCCAGACUCAUUAUUCCAGCACCCGAGCAUUUCACUGGCCGCGUCACAUAUAGGGGCACUGGAAUUUUUGCAAAAAUUAAAGCUCGGUUUGAGGAGUUCAACCUUAACAACACGGCGAAGGAAAGCCGUUUCGGGAGCUUCUGGAAUGCCGUACCACUGACAUUCUCCUCGGUGUUAUUUCACCAGCUGAUGCUCCACAAAAUGAAAGUGGAUGCUCAGGAGGAGUUGAGGAUGAGGUUUUAUGUUGGUCGGAAGGAGGUCCGAUUCGGGGUGCUGGAGUUUGCACUCAUUACGGGUUUGGACUUCUCCUCGGGGCCAACAGAAGAGGAGAAGGCUGCGCAGGUCGCGCGCUCGGGGUCAGACCGAUUGAUCAACAAAUAUUUCAACCGGUCUGAUAGUGUGAAGACAGAAGCACUCCAACUUCAGUUCACAAACUGCCAGAACCCGGAAGACUUGUACAAGCUCGGCUUGUGCUUGUUUGUGGAGUCAGUGCUUCUGGGCCGCGAGGCCAACGCGCUGAUCACGCCUCACAUACUUAGAUAUGUGGAAGACCUCGAGUUCUUCUUCCGGAUUCCUUGGGGGAAGCACUCAUUCGCCAGACUCAUGCACUCGCUUCAGAAAGACAUGUUGAAACAGAAGGCCAACUACGAGAAGAAGCUGAGUUCGGAUGUUCAGCACGAGUGCAAAUACACAGCAUAUGGCUUCGCACCUGCAGUCCAAUAUUGGGCGUACGAGGCCAUUUUGGAGGUUGGCAAGAGGUAUGGCACGAACCACGGGAUUCGGUUCCCCAGGAUGCUUAGCUGGACGAGCAAAGGCGAUAUUGGGAAGAAAGACGUCAGCGCAUUAUUUUCUAGACGGAAUCUGGAAGUGGUGAAGGGGCUACUUCCACGGACAGAGGAGGAGGCAUUUGUGAGGACAAUUUCUUACGAUGGUGUGGAGAACUCCGGUUGA
This is a messenger RNA of Cannabis sativa, 1425 nucleotides long. RefSeq lists its product as uncharacterized. NCBI's taxonomy places the organism in Eukaryota, Viridiplantae, Streptophyta, Magnoliopsida, Rosales, Cannabaceae. The transcript is spliced from 3 exons. Bases 469 to 1425 code for a protein of 318 amino acids. The record is from RefSeq and is a predicted model, not a curated record.